AUGAUCUUCUUUAUACUGGUUCUUUGUAUCAAUAAAAAUCGUGCAUCAAUAAAUGGUAUUAAUGAUCCAAUAUCUUUUUAUAAUAAUGAUGAUGAAUCUGGAUUUCCUAUUAAUCGAGAUAAAUCAUUUGAUUUAAAAGAAUUCAUCCCUGAAGAUAUUGAAUCAAGUCAACAUAAUGCUUGGUCUCGUUUAUUUCACAGUGAAACUAGUCAACCAAGAAUUACAAAUCGUUCACGUUAUCCAUCAAGACUACAUAGUCAUAGUUCUCCAAAUGGUCGCAUGUACAUUAUACCAUUUGAUAAACGUACAAUUCCAAUUGAACUUCAAAAAGCUCUUUAUGCUCAUGGAAUUGUAGGUCGAUGA
Messenger RNA from Rotaria sp. Silwood1, 363 nucleotides. NCBI's taxonomy places the organism in Eukaryota, Metazoa, Rotifera, Eurotatoria, Philodinida, Philodinidae. The record is from the annotation of a GenBank genome assembly.